Saccoglossus kowalevskii is the source of this 2964-nucleotide messenger RNA. Its product is annotated as inositol polyphosphate-4-phosphatase type I A-like. Gene Ontology annotation, molecular function: phosphatidylinositol-3,4-bisphosphate 4-phosphatase activity. Gene Ontology annotation, cellular component: cytoplasm. The record is from RefSeq and is a predicted model, not a curated record. Lineage: Eukaryota; Metazoa; Hemichordata; Enteropneusta; Harrimaniidae.
AUGCGAUACAAUUCGAAAGAACUAUCCCAGUUGGCUAUACAGCCACCGAAAUACUUCACCAAGGAAGGGUCACUGUUCAUGAAAGAAUCUAACUCUGGAUUGAAAAAUGAAUUGUUCGGCAGGAAGAAGAACGAAAGUUACAGUGAGAGGUGGUGUCGCCUUAGAAGUAACAUGCUGUUCUAUUUCAAAGGAAAGGACAUGCUUUCAGAGCCAAAUGGAGUGAUUAUAUUGGAACAGUGUAGUACUAUGGAGGCUGAUACUGAACAGAAUCGCUUUUGUUUUGUUAUAGCUUUCCCACAUGACGACAAAGUCCAGUACUUGGCCGCACAUACAGCCGAACAACGUGAUGAAUGGGUGGUAGCGCUACAACAAGCAAGUUAUGAAGGACUGCGAUGCCAAUUGAACUAUCUUCGCACCAAGCUUCUCGCACGAACUGGGAAGGAUCCACUCAGUACUGACCAAUCAGAUACAGUGGGUGGUGACCCCGCUGCUGGCAGUGAGGUACAAUACAACCCAGAGGAACCAGUACUAGAGCUCUCCAUAGCGUGUCAGGGUUUGCCGUUGAGUGUCGAUGGGAAACCACCAACAACAUUUGUGGCUAUAAGUACGCUAUCACCCCCUCACCAGACAUCAUGGAUACGAUGCGCACAGACCGAAACCAUACAGAAUAGUUGUGAUCCAUGUUACCUGACGUCUGUGGCAUUUGACAACCCCAGAGAUAUCACAAUGAUUACAAGAGUCAAGGCGACCGUGUAUGAUGUCAGAGACAGGGCACAAGGGAUGAUGAAUACUAUUGGACAAUCCGUUUCAACUAUUAAAGACAUCACCACGUCAGCAGAUAAUAAGUUGACUCUACCAAUCCUGAGUCUGCAAGGUUUGACUGAAACAGAAGUCGGCAAGUUAACCAUACUGCUCUGGGAGACGACAACUUUUGACAAGGUGAAAGGCAUGAAGCGGGGUAGCAAUGCAAGUCAGGAGUUCCAGCCGCAGGCCACGGUGUUCAAACAACGAGGGAACAGCAUCAGCAGAGAUCCUCUUUUGAAGUAUCUAUUUGUGAAUGCACUGAGUAAGUCGUAUCGACGUCCAGAGAUGGAGGGUCGGCCACUAAUCGUACAGGAAAUCAUGGCGGAGACAUUGUUGUCAUUUCAUCUUCCUCAAGAAAUUCUGAAGCUGUUCAUUGAAGAUGACAAAGUAAAAAACCGACAGUUGUGCCAACUGGGAGGGUUGGUUGAACCAUUUUCCAGUUGGCGGAAGGAUAUAAUGGAUUUACGCUUGUCAACUAUUGAUAGUUACUUAGAAGCAAUCAACGUUAUUAAAAAUCAUAAAGGUAAACAGUUCAAAACUAGCGUUGAAAAAGCCAAUGCAGAAUUAGAGUUUGUAGCUAUUAACUUACAUUUACAGCGAAUGAAGGUUUCAAUACCAGAUGGUAAAGGUGAUGAAGUAUACGAUGUCAUUACGAUAGGUGCACCAGCAGCUCACUCACUAAAGUUCAAAUCAGGCGGUUUAAAAAAAUUACUUCAACAACAUAACUAUAGAGAAUCCAUUGGAAGUGCGCCAGUAAUAUCACUACUAAUUCCAGAGAUACAAGCUUUGGAGAAAAACCUGAAGUGUCUGAAAACAAAAAUAGAUUGGUAUGCUAAUGAAAUAAAUUUGUGUGUCAGUACGGGGUCUCGACAGAGUUUACCAGACGUGUGUACGAAAUACACAGAUAAGGUGUGUGAAUUAUUGAUGAUGUGUGAGAAUCCAUUGAUUCAAGAAGCAGUGGACACGUUAAAAGAAGCCCGGGAAGAGUUGGAGAGUAUUCCAAAAAAGAACGAAAAGUCUUGGCAAGACACUUCAAAACAGAUUAAAGAUGAUAUCACUAAGUUAAAUCAAAUGAUAGAAGCGGAAAGUGUUUCAGUAGAUGACAGAACCUGGCAGGAGGAUGCAAAUAAGACUGUACAGUCUCUCACCAGUAAUAUUAAUCACCUAUAUCAACAUUUAACAGACUGCUUGGCGCUGAUACUUAUUAAGGAAGGACAUCAGUACCGUAUAAAGGUUUCUGAAUUGCAACACCGGAGAGAUAUUGUCUUCACACAAGCAAUUACAGGAGCGAUAGCUGGAGUUUACACAAAGUUGUCUACACAUGGCAAGGAUCAAAAAUUUUUAAGUCAGAUCUCUCAAAUCGGAAUUCUACUUCAAUUUGAAAGUUUACUUAGUACUUACAGUACAGAAAUGGGCAUGCUUGAAGACAUGGUUGUAGGAAUUGAAGACCUGAAUAACGUCACCAUUCAAUUUAUACUCGAGACUGAUUCUAAAAUGCCUAGUGUCAAAGGUGACAGGUCACACGUUAUUGUGGAAAUCCCCAUACCUCGUUCCAGUUUUUCAAGAUUACCAAAUGAGGUCCAGAGAGGGCAGCAGAUCAAGCUAUGUCCAGUGUUGUUCACGAUGGGAAUUAAUGAACUCGCCACUUUAGCUGAAAGAAUUGGAGAUACAUCAUUUCAAGACCAGAUAAACAGGGAAAAUCUCUUCCAUCUGAAAAACUAUUUUGAGAAUUUUAUGAAAUUGACGAAGAGGAAAUCUGGUUUUGUUGAAGUUUCAAGGACGGACUCUUUGGAUGUGCUCAUUGCACGAUUACAAGACGCUGUGGGCGCAAAGAAAUCUAAAAACGUUGACAUACUUCAGCUUUCUGCCGAGAUUUGUAGUCACAUGACUGGCAUACGUUUUACAAGUUGUAAAAGUGCAAAGGACAGAACAGCUAUGUCAGUGACGCUAGAACAGUGUAUGAUACUUCAACGAAAUUAUGGUCUAGAUGCUCGAACUUUUGCACAUUUACUGGAUACGAUGAGAAGUGAAGGAACUAGGAGGACCAAUACAAUGAAGAAUGUUGGCAUCCGAAAAUAUGCUUUCAAUGGUUUUCAAGUCGCUACUUUACCUAAAUUAUACCGACCACCAGAUGGAACAUAUGGAAACACAGCGACAUAG